Spizellomyces punctatus DAOM BR117 is the source of this 2979-nucleotide messenger RNA. RefSeq names its product DNA repair helicase rad25. The transcript has 7 exons. The record is from RefSeq and is a predicted model, not a curated record. Gene Ontology annotation, molecular function: ATP binding; hydrolase activity; 3'-5' DNA helicase activity. Gene Ontology annotation, cellular component: nucleotide-excision repair factor 3 complex; transcription factor TFIIH holo complex; transcription preinitiation complex. The coding region runs from base 403 to 2886 and encodes 827 amino acids. Lineage: Eukaryota; Fungi; Chytridiomycota; Chytridiomycetes; Spizellomycetales; Spizellomycetaceae. Gene Ontology annotation, biological process: transcription initiation at RNA polymerase II promoter; nucleotide-excision repair.
GGCAACUUUAAACAAAAACACGAUGCGUGACGGACCGAAUCGCGUUAGGUAAGCGGAUACCCGCUUCGAAAGGCACGUGACUCUGUUGGGUAUAUCCAGAUUCUGGCCUUGUAUGCAACCAAACUGUCGUAUGCUUCCUUGUCUGCACUUUUGAUGGUUUAAAAGAUUUGGUGUUGGUGUUGUGUUUAUGGCUACAGGGGUCAGCGCAUAUGUGCAUUAGCCGAACUCGCAGUUGAUAUUCCUCCAUUGGUCACUGUCGUAAAUUAUCAGCCCGCUUUACGGUUCGCCUUUGCCGUAAACCUGUCACCAGCAGCUCCAUAAAGGCUUGCAUCCAAAGUUGUCGGCGGUGCCGGGGGCUUCAGGUGGAGCAUAGUUUAGUGUAGUACACCUGGCCGUUAAGAUAUGUCAAAGAAAGGCAACAUGCUGACUUCUGACUUGACGGCACCGGCGCCGAAGAUUACUCUGCGUAUGCCGACCAAACGUUCUUCUCCUGAGGAUACCUACGUCAACGGAAAUGCCAUAAAGAAACGAAAGAGUGACAUUGCGAAUCAGGGGCAAGCUAUACCUGCACCGGAGGAAGGCGAUGAGAAUGCUCGUAUUCAUGAGCAUUAUACCGAUCCUUCGAGAUUCGCAAAGUUGAGGGUGGAGGAUGAGCAGAUUGGCAUUGAAAGUCGGGAGAAUAUCCAAAAAGAUACUGUGACCCAUUUAUUCUCGCAAGACUACACGUUUUUGGCUCAGAAGCCCGAUCACCGCACGCGCCCAAUAUGGGUUUGCGACGAUGGCCGUAUCAUUUUAGAAGCAUUCUCUCCACUUGCCACCCAGGCACAGGACUUUCUCAUAACAAUAGCGGAACCAGUCAGUCGACCCGCACGAGUACAUGAAUUCAAACUUACUGCCUAUUCCCUCUAUGCUGCUGUCUCGGUGGGAAUGGAAACGCACACCAUCUUGGAUGUACUGGAAAGGUUUUCCAAAGUCAAGCUGCCCGAACGGGUGCGAAAUUUUAUCAAAGAAUGUACGAUGGCAUAUGGGAAAGUGAAGUUAGUUCUUAAGGAUAACAGAUAUUUCAUAGAGUCUACUUACCCGGAAGUCUUGAAAAGGCUGCUAUCCAAUCUUGAUAUCGCCAAAGCCAGAGUCGUGCGUGAAGAUGACAACGCCAUUCUAUCCUUUGGGUCUAAACCAAAAGAACUCGCGGAGCAAGUGAAUGGAAAAACGAACGGAACCAGCGGUGGUAACGAUAAUCCUGAUAACUUUGGAGCCGUAAUCACUUUAGAUGAGGAUGAGGAUAUUGAUGACGAAUCAGAAUUUGUGCAUUCCUUUGAAAUUGAGAAAUCGCAGGUUGAAGAAGUCAAAAAGCAUUGUAUUGGCAUGGACUAUCCACUUAUGGAAGAGUACGACUUUCGUCAUGAUGCCCUCACACCGAAUUUGGAUAUUGAUCUCAGUCCAAAAACAACGAUUCGUGACUAUCAAGAAAAAAGUUUGAGCAAAAUGUUCGGUGGCGGAGGAGGACGUGCGAGGUCGGGUAUCAUUGUACUACCCACUGGUGCUGGAAAGACCCUUGUCGGAAUUACAGCGGCUUGCACUGUCAAGAAGAGCACGUUGGUUCUCUGUACCAAUGCCCUUUCUGUUGAGCAAUGGGCUAGGGAAUUCCGCAAUUGGUCAACUGUCAAAGAGGGACAGAUCGCAAAGUUCACGGCUGAUGAUAAGAAGAAGUUUGUCGGUGACGCUGGUAUCGUUGUAUCUACCUACACGAUGAUAUCUCAUUCAGGAAAACGGUCAUGGGAAACCGCCCGCAUGAUCGAGUGGAUCAAUACGGUAGAAUGGGGAUUGUUGAUUCUUGAUGAAGUCCAUGUUGUCCCGGCCAACGUAUUCAGAAGAGUUUUAACCACGGUUUCCGCGCACACCAAACUCGGCCUAACAGCGACGCUUGUUCGUGAGGAUGAUAAGAUCGAAGAUUUGAACUUCUUGAUUGGACCAAAGUUGUAUGAGGCGAAUUGGAUGGAUCUGGCACAGAGAGGGCACAUUGCCAAAGUUGAGGCCACGGAAAUAUGGUGCGGAAUGACGUCUGAUUUCUACCAAGAAUACCUUGAGUCUCGGCCAGGAAAACGGCGCUUAUUGUCGGUCAUGAAUCCUAGCAAGUUUCAAGCAUGCGAAUAUCUCAUCAAACAGCGAGAGGCUGCUGGUGAUAAGAUCAUCGUGUUUUCUGAUAAUGUUUUUGCGUUGGACUAUUACGCUAAGAAGAUGGGCAAGCCGUUUAUUUAUGGUGGAACAGCACACUCCGAGCGACAAGUAGUCCUCGCGCGGUUCAGGGGAGACACUCCACAGUCAUAUCAGACCGUUUUUCUGUCCAAAGUUGGGGAUACCUCACUCGAUUUACCAGAAGCAACGUGUCUGAUACAAAUUAGUAGUCAGUUUGGCAGUCGUCGACAAGAGGCACAGCGAAUGGGACGAAUUCUGCGGGCGAAGCGACGAAACGAGGAAGGAUUCCGUAGUCGUUUCUACACACUAGUCAGCAGGGACACAGAUGAGGUUCAAUUUAGCGCCAAGAGGAAAAGAUUCUUGAUCGAUCAAGGCUAUGAAUAUAAGGUCGUCGCCAAUCUUGAGCAACUGAUACCACCAGAGGAGCGAGGGAAGCUCCACCUGUCUAGUCGAAGGGAACAGGUCGAACUCCUCGAGCAGAUAAGGAGCCUAAGCGUCGAUGCCAGUGGAGAUACAAUGGGUGAGGAGGACGGAUCAGCAAGUGACUUACCGAGACCACGAUUUGGGGGCAGUAAGGCUAAGAAAUUAGAAGAGGCUGCCAGAAGGGCAGAAAGACAGAGGAAGGAGGAAGCAAAAGCAAAAGAAAAGACAAAGCAUUCGCUUUUCAAAAGUUGGAGGGCAGGGAAAUAGUAUUCUCAUCGCGCGCGGUCGUCAGAAAGUUGAAUCCUGGUCAUGUAUACAUAAAACUCAUUCAAAACAUAAAACUGUCGCUUCAUUCGUUGU